AGAGAGAGAGGCUUCCCAGCGCACUGACUGAAGGGGGAGUGUCAGCCUCAGUGUUGCUGCUGGGCUGCUGUUCAUUCUCACCGCUGUGAUUCAGGAUUACAGCAGCAAAGCAAGCGAAAAGGCCCACAAAUCACAAUACAUGUCUAUUCAGGAUUGUUCACAGUGAUGGUGAUGGGAACCAGACAUCCAAAGUGUUCAAUGCCUUUAAAGCUUCCUCACGAAAAGCUAGGAAAAUGCUUCACAGUGCUUCAGUGUUUAUGUUGACAUGCCCGUGUGAUCAAUGGACAGCUGCAAAUCAGGAAUGUUGAAGCCCAACAGCAUCUCAGACCAAAAAGGGUUAAAGACAGGACUUAAAAAGUCAUAAGACCUUAAACAAGGAGCUGAUUUAUAAAUACAGAGGAUGUUGCUAUUCAAAGCAACAAGUUUCCUAGAACACCUGGAUAUCAAAAUAAAAUAAGAAAAACAAUGCAAUGAGUCCAGCCCACUGAGCGCCACAACCAGCAUUCUCGGAGGAACCAUGGGUUGUGGAGGUUCUAGGACAGAUGCUUUGGAACCACGUUACUUGGAAAGCUGGACAAAAGAGACGGAAUCCACAUGGCUGACCAGCACGGAUGCAGACAUACCCCUGUCCUCGAUCCACAGCAUUCCCUCAGAGAACUCCUCAGAGGUUGGCUUUGCAUCCGAGAAAACCACCAAUCCGGAUAUCUUUGACGACGGCCUGCCAGCUCCCGCUCAGGCCUAUCUGAAGGUGUGUUCUGCCAUGUCCGAGGCUGGUCUCAAUGAUGUCAAAGCUGGUGGUCCUCCUUCAGUAUUAACCUCCGAAGACCAAGAAGGACUGUCCUCUCCUGGCACCACAGUGCAGAGGAGAAGUGUCUUAUGCACUGAGGAGAUUACCAAGUGGCAAGACAACCGAAUGUCUACCAAGCAGGUGACCAUCACUGUAACUCAGAGCAUUCGUCAAGUGGACAAGAGUGGAAAGAUCAAGGAGAAGUCCCACACUACCUGCGAGGUCAUGAAACCUCGGGACAGCUUGAAGGAAGUUGCAAUGGACUCUCUUCUGAAAUGAGAACGAUAACCGAGACGGCAGCUCAUGUGGGCUGACAUCUGUAGGUCUUCUGCCUUGUGAAAACUGUGAUGAACAAUAGGUACCAUGGACCAAAGAAGGACAGAAGGCAGGUCUGAACUGAAUUCUAAGGAGGAUUCAUCAGGCCUGUGGUUAGCAAUGUGGUCUCAACUGAAAACUUUAAAUUUUGGUGGUCAGUUUAUCCUGUAAUUCACAUGUUCGUGCGCUUUUAUGCAUCCUUACACUUUGCUGCUGCUUUACUGUAACAGUGGUAGCUGACUGUCAUUUAAAAUAGUUUGAUAAGGAUGUUGUAAAUGCCAGUUUUAUAAAAGUUGAAAAAAACAGGGUACAUAUGGGACAAUCAAAGGAAUACACCUGAAGACCUCUAAAACUAAUUUUAUGAUGCAUCUUCUUUCUUCUUCUUCUGGCUGCUCCCUUUAGGGGUCGCCACAGUGGAUCAUCUGCCCUAUACACUGCCUCCUCUACUUUUACACCAACCAUCUCCAUGUCCACCUUCACUACAUCCAUAAACCUUCUCUGAGGUCUACCUCUUCUCCUUCUAUAAUUUUUAUAAUUUUAUGAUGCAUCCAUCUGCAAAACAGAUUAAAGAAAUGGCUUGGUUUAAAUUUACUUAUUUUCUUAACUGCAUCAUUAUUUUAACUGGCGAACACAUUUUGCACCUCAAAUACUGAACUGUGCUAAAGUCAGAAACCUUGUAUUUAAUUUCCAGUCAAAACGUAUUCAUUUUUUUUUAUCAUCAGAAAAGAGCAACCAUUUAACAGAAAACACUGAAGUCAAGAAUAUCAUAUUUUCAGUACUUAGUGUGUUCACUCAUUCUCUUUAUUACAGCUUCUAUUUUCUUGCUUUCAAUAUUUCAAAGAAAUAUAUGAGGAUAUUGUUUCACAGCUUCAAAGUUCAGUCUUAGUAUUUGGUUGCUUAUUCUGCUUCUUUUAAUCCAAACAAAUCAUGUCGAGGUCUGGACUCUGGGGUGGUCAGUCCAUUGUUCUGAGAACACCAGCAGCUUCUUUGGUUGAUUUGCAAGCUAUUUCUCCUCAGUAACGGCUUCUUGACAGCUACACAGCUUUUCAGACUCAGGCUUCUCAUAGUGGGAGCAUGGACAGAGAGAAACACCUUUUUUCAGCUCUGAAGUAAGAGUGGAGCAUGAUAUUCUCCUCUCUCUCAAAGAUGAAAACUUUAAAUACUGUUUAUCUGAUGUUGACAGUUAUUUUCCUUCGACAUUUCCUUGUUUAUGUAAGUGAACUACAUCUAAUCUCUUGAACAAUGAAUAACUUCUACUUAAUAACCAUUUUGACCAGAAAUUAUAUAAAUGAAGGGGGAUGACUUUUAUUCAGCACUGCAUGUGGGAGUACCUCUUGAUGCUUUGACAAUGUUUUCAAAAAAGAGCAAAAGCCAUCUUAAUGAGGGAUGUAUGAAUCAAGCCAAAACAACAACAGUUUGACUAUUCAUGACUUCUGUCAGAACAUUAUAGCACCACGCUGUGCUCACUUCACUUCACAAAUGCUGUUGAACAGAAAUUCUAUUUUUUAACUUAAUGUUCAAUGCUUAAGUUUUCUAAGUUGAAAUUUGUGUUUUAAAUGUUGUGUUAAUGAGAUCCAAAGGUUUGUGUUGUGCGUUCUCAGUAGUCCUUUUUGCUGUGUUUACUACAAAUGAGAUCAUGUGCUUUGACCAGCUCAGAGUGAAAAGAUAUUUGUCUAAAAGCCUUAAAUCAAGUUAGCUAGCCUCCUAUAAAUCUGGCAUGCAUCUGUUAGUAAUUUGUUGAUUGUGUAUGAACUGACCUGAAAUUCAAUGUUACAAAUGGAACCAUCUAUAGAAUACGCUCAAUCUUUUACAAUGGCUUCAUGUCAGAACUUUACAGGUGGUUAAUGAAGGUAUUUCUGUCUAUUCAAAUGAAUUUGUAUCAAGUAAAACAAACUAAAUAAGUCUGAUUUGUCCAAUAAAAGCAAGUGAAUCACA
Messenger RNA from Pygocentrus nattereri (red-bellied piranha), 3037 nucleotides. RefSeq names its product BAALC binder of MAP3K1 and KLF4 b (gene baalcb). The coding region runs from base 518 to 1066 and encodes 182 amino acids. The transcript has 5 exons. The record is from RefSeq and is a predicted model, not a curated record. Lineage: Eukaryota; Metazoa; Chordata; Actinopteri; Characiformes; Serrasalmidae. Gene Ontology annotation, cellular component: cytoplasm.